UUCGAAAUAAAUAUCCAAAGCCUCCACCCAACUCAACCACAGAAAACUAAGCCCAUGGCCAUGGAGGAGUUCUCAGCUAAACCACACUCUCAGAAUUCAAACAUCUAACCUUCACAUAUCCACCAUAGCAGAUAUCAUCUUACCACUUCCAGAGCACUACACUCUUGUCUCUUUCCCCCCACCUCAAGUCAUACAUACAUAGAGGUUAGUACAUGCCAGUUUGUAUAUAUCUGCGUUUCUUUUGCUUUUUUUUCUCACAAGCAAUUCAACAGUCACCAGACAUGCACAAACCAAUUCAUUUAUGAUUUAUAAGACGUACCCUCUUUUGGUCACUCCUUUGUUUAUGGUAACAACUCCUUCAUGGCUGAGUUAAUCCUCUGUUCUUCUAGUGUUUGCUGUAGUAGUAUCACUUAUAGUUGUGCUCUCACUGAUAGUAAAGUAUAUGGUUUAAGCCACAAUGGGUUAGUAGGUGGAAGAAAUUGUAGAACUUUAAAGGUUUUUCCAUUUGGGUCUGUGGUGAAAUGGAAGAAGCAUAGGAAAAAACUAGUGAGUUUUUGUGGGUUUGUGAUGAAAAGUCCAAAUGGGGUGGGGGUGGCGAAGGCAAAGUCAAGAAAUUCAGUGUCUUCUGAGGAAGUUAUUGGCGUUUUAAAGUCGAUUUCGGACCCGAAUUGUGCUUUGUCUUACUUUAAGUCUAUUGCACAGUUGCCCAGUGUUGUGCACACCACUGAAACGUGUAAUUUGAUGCUUGAAGUCUUGAGGGUUCACAGGAGGGUGGAAGAUAUGGCUUUUGUGUUUGAUUUGAUGCAAAAGCAAAUCAUAUACAGGAAUUUGACAACCUAUUUGACUAUUUUUAAAGGCCUUUACAUAAGAGGUGGGAUUCGGCAAGCACCAAUUGCACUAGAAAAGAUGCAAAAAGCUGGCUUUGUUCUAAAUGCAUAUUCAUAUAAUGGGUUAAUCUAUUUGCUACUUCAAUCUGGGCUUUGUAGGGAGGCUUUGGAGGUUUAUAGAAGAGCAGUCUCUGAAGGAAAUAAGCCUAGUUUGAAGACUUACUCGGCGCUUAUGGUGGCAUUGGGGAAGAGAAGGGAUAUUGAAACCAUAAUGGAUUUGUUAAAAGAGAUGGAAAGUUUGGGGUUGAGACCAAAUAUAUACACGUUCACUAUAUGCAUUAGAGCACUUGGAAGGGCUGGGAAAUUUGAUGAAGUGUAUGCAAUUCUUAAGAGAAUGGAUGAUGAGGGAUGUGGACCUGAUGUUGUUACUUACACAGUUAUCCUAGAUGCUCUUUGUAAUGCAGGGAAACUCGAUAAUGCCAAGCAAUUAUUUGCAAAGAUGAAAGCUACCCGUCAUAAGCCUGACCGAGUAACCUACAUUACUUUGCUGAACAAGUUUAGUGACUCCGGAGACUUCGAAACAUUUAAAGAAAUUUGGAGUGAAAUGGAAGUGGAUGGUUAUGCUCCUGAUGUUGUUACUUUUACCAUAUUUGUUGAUGCCUUAUGCAAAGCUGGGAAUGUUGACAAAGCAUUUAGCAUAUUGGAUGUUAUGAAGAAGCAAGGGAUCUCACCAAAUCUUCAUACCUAUAAUACUUUGAUUUGUGGACUUUUAAGGGUAAGUAGGUUGGAUGAGGCAUUGAAGCUUUUCAGUGAUAUGGGAUCUUUGGGAGUUGAACCUACUGCUUAUACAUAUAUCCUUUUCAUUGACUACUAUGGAAAGUCAGGUGAUCCUGCCAAAGCUUUUCAAACCUUUCAGGAAAUGAAAAUUCGAGGAAUUGUUCCUAAUGUUGUUGCUUGUAAUGCAUCUUUAUACAGCCUUGCUGAAAUGGGUAGGCUUGGAGAAGCAACAGAAAUAUUUAAUGGGCUUAAAAAUAGUGGGAUUGCUCCAGAUUCAGUAACUUAUAACAUGAUGAUGAAGUGCCACAGUAAGCUGGGCCAAGUAGAUGAAGCCAUUAAAUUACUCUCUGAGAUGAUGGAAAACGAAUGUGAACCAGAUGUUAUUGUAAUUAAUUCUUUGAUUGACACACUUUACAAGGCUGAUCGGGUUGAGGAAGCAUGGCAAAUGUUUUGCAGAAUAAAGGACAUGAAGCUUGCUCCUACAGUUGUGACCUACAAUACAUUAUUAGAUGGGCUAGGGAAGAAGGGUGAAGUCCAAAAAGCCAUCGAGUUGUUUGAGAGCAUGACUAGGCAUGGGUGUCCUCCAAACACGAUAACUUUCAACAUACUCAUGGAUUGUCUUGGCAAGAAUGAAGAGGUUGAUUUGGCCUUGAAAAUGCAUUUUGAGAUGACAACAAGGGACUGUGUUCCUGAUGUUUUGACCUACAACACUAUCAUUUAUGGCUUGAUAAAAGAAAAUAGAGUUAAUGAUGCAUUUUGGUUCUUUCAUCAAAUGAAGAAAUUUCUGUAUCCUGAUCAUGUGACUUUGUGCACCCUCCUUCCUGGAGUUGUAAAGGAUGGGCGGAUUGAGGAUGCCUUCAAGAUUGUCGAGGACUUUGUAUAUCAUGUUGGGGUUCAAACAGACAGGCCUUUUUGGGAAGAUUUAGUGGGAGGUCUUUUGACUGAAGCUGAAUUAGAUAAAGCCAUAUUAUUUGCUGAAAGAUUGGUGUGCAAUGGGAUUUGCCAAGAUGACUCAGUAUUGAUACCUUUUGUAGUGUUUUUGUGCAAGCGUAAGAAAGCCCUUGAUGCCCACAAUUUGUUUGUGAAAUUUACCAAAAAUCUGGGAGUUAACCCAACACUAGAAGCAUAUAACUGUUUGAUUGAUGGGCUUCUUGAAAUCCAUUGUACUGGAAAAGCUUGGGAUCUUUUUAAGGAGAUGAAGAAUAGUGGUUGUGCCCCAGAUGUUUUCACAUACAACUUGUUGCUUAAUGCUCAUGGAAAAGCUGGGAAGAUCAACGAACUUUUUGACCUGUACAAAGAGAUGCAUUGUAGGGGAUGCAAGCCUAACACCAUCACUCAUAAUAUUGCAAUCUCUGGUCUUGUGAAAUCUAAUAGUUUAGAUAAGGCUAUGGAUUUAUACUAUGAUCUCAUAAGUGGUGAUUUUUCUCCCACACCUUUUACAUAUGGUCCUCUCCUGGAUGGACUUUUGAAGUCAGGGAGACUGGAGGAAGCAAUGCGGUUCUUUGAAGAGAUGCUGGAUUAUGGAUGCAAACCUAAUUGUGCUAUUUACAAUGUUCUUAUAAAUGGAUUUGGGAAGACUGGUGACUUGGAAACUGCCUGUAAGUUGUUCAAAAGGAUGAUCAAAGAAGGUAUAAGACCGGACUUGAAGUCUUACACUAUUCUUGUGGAUUGCCUGUGCAUGGCAAGGAGAGUUGAUGAUGCCUUGCAUUACUUUGAGGAACUAAAGUUUUCUGGCAUUGAUCCUGACUUGGUCUCUUACAAUCUUAUAAUUGAUGGACUUGGAAGAUCACAGAGGUUAGAGGAAGCUCUCUCUCUUUUCAAUGAAAUGCGAAAUAAGGGCAUUACUCCUGAUCUUUACACUUAUAAUUCAUUAAUCUUCAAUCUUGGGAUUGUUGGAAUGGUGGAGCAAGCUGGGAAUAUGUAUGAAGAACUACAACUUAUAGGUCUUGAACCUGAUGUGUUCACCCAUAAUGCUCUCAUUCGAGGAUACUGUACGUCAGGAAACCCAGACCGUGCCUAUGCAGUCUACAAGAAAAUGAUGGUUCGGGGCUGCAGCCCUAACAAGGGAACAUUUGCACAGCUUCCUAAUUAGUCUUGACUUUAUUGAGAUACUCAUGGGGCCACUCAACUGUAUAUGUUUGGUGAUCUCUGUACUUGAGGAAUACCAGUGAUGCUUUACCCUAACAGCAGUAAAUGGGUUUGGUCAGUACCAACUGACAAUGAAUGUUGUGGAAACAACUUUGUCCUGCUAUUAGAUGUAUCUGCAAGGUUGGUGAUACUGAGAAAUCUCUGGCUUAGUUGUUAAAUUUGUGCCAAUGGACUCUCUUUGAUUGGUCUCAAUGUUGGGGUCUCUUGGAUUGUUUUGUUCUUAUGGAUUUUCUUUUGUCUCUUGGAAUAGUUUAGUGAUUGUUUGUUCCUAUUUGUUUCUGUUUGCUCCUUGUUCAGUAUCGUGAACUCUGUGUAUCUUUCCUUCUAUUCAUUUUUUAAUAAUAUUUUCUUUCUUACCUAUCAAAAAAAAAAAAAAAAAAAAAGAGUGUUUCAUAUCACUUGAGAAAUUAUUUGCGCUUAAACAAAGUUUGUUCCCCGGAGCACCGCAUCACUCUAGUCCAAUGGUCCUCUCAACCAAUAAGAAGCCUUCAUCUGUGCUUAAAUUUCUGAGUCAGAUCCUAAUAAAGCAUGACAAGGAAAAUCCAAUUCUGUUUAACACCGUUGGAAUGAAUGUUUGAGCAUUUUCAGAAUAGCUCGGAAAAAUUUUAAUCUCAAAAUUCAAAUCCAAAGUUCAAAUCUGUCUCUGUCGGAGUGUCAGAUCACCCUCUUCUCCAAAUGAUUCCUAAUUCUCUCACAUCCAAAAUUUCAAAUCAAACCCAGCAACCCAAGCAUGAGUUCCACAAGGUCAGUCAAAGUAGCCGAGACAAGCCCAAGCUUUCAAGUCCAUCUCCAGUUUUUGAGCAUAUCAGUAUGGCACUCCCAUUUACUGAGGCACAUCAAAGAUGGGAAUGGGAGCACUCUAAGUAUGAUAGGGGUCAUCCAAUGCCAUGAUAAUGUGCCUGUGAUUAUUCAACCAGUAGAGCCUAUCUCAACAGGCUUCCAGUGGAUAAAUUGUCUCUUCCCUACCUAUGCUGCAGGACAAAUUUUGACGUGGGAUGAUAAUCAAUAUCUGAUAUGGUUCUGGUUGCAUUUCAUUGAAUGUUUUUAUGAUGUUCCAAGUAAAAUAUUUGGAGGACAGAACCGAAAAGAAUAUGCUACACUGCCUGGUCACUCUGUUUUUUCAUGUCCAAAGUUUAAGUUGCGAAGUAUGAAGCUGAAGAUUGUCUUGGAAGAGAUGUAGAGAAUGGAUCUGAAGAUUGUGUAAUAAUCAAUAAACUCUACCUGGAGGUUAAGAUUCCAUAAGGAUUCUAAUUGCUAAUGGAGAUGAUGGGGAAAAAUGAUUUCCACUAGCAAGAAGCUAGAAGAUGUGUUGUGAGGAAGUAGCACAUUUUGAUUUUUGCUAAUGUCAUAUGUAAAUAAGUAAAUUCAAUUUCCCUAAGUAGUUCAGAAAAGUUUGUUACUCCCAAUUCUGGCUUGGAAUGUAGAAUUAUGAGUAUUAUGUUUUAAUAUUUGGCUAUAUUUGUUUGUUUAUAGAGAUCC
Quercus lobata is the source of this 5231-nucleotide messenger RNA. RefSeq names its product proton gradient regulation 3 (gene PGR3). Bases 361 to 3696 code for a protein of 1111 amino acids. The record is from RefSeq and is a predicted model, not a curated record. Lineage: Eukaryota; Viridiplantae; Streptophyta; Magnoliopsida; Fagales; Fagaceae. The transcript is spliced from 4 exons. Gene Ontology annotation, molecular function: protein binding.